AUGGCGAGCUUAGCCCAUCAGUAUGUAGAUGCAAUUGGGGCUAAGCUGGCGUUGCUCCUUGCCGGUGAAGUAACAUGGGUAAAACUCAUAGCAACACUAUUCAUUAUCGUCCUUCUCUACGCCUCUUAUAACACUUUCCUCCAUCCCCUCCGUCGCUACCCUGGACCAUUGCUCUGGAGAUCUUUCCGCCUAUCCUACGUAAUCUCAACUCAUCGAGGUCGACUACAUCAAGACCUCAAAGACUUCCACACCAAAUACGGACCCAUCGUGCGCAUAGCCCCUAACGAGCUCUCCUACGCCAACAGUACAGCAUGGAACGAUAUCUACGCGAGUCGACCUGGCCACCAGCCUUUCCAACGAAAUCGCACCUGGUUCAAAAAAGCAUCGCCUGACGAGCCACACUCCAUUAUGGGUUACGAUGAAGACGCCCAUGCCCGCUUCCGUCGCGCAUUUGCCAACUCGUUUUCUGACAAGAGCUUGCGGGACCAGGCACCCGUGAUCGAGAGCUAUGUAGACGCCUUUAUGACGCAGCUCAGGGCCCGUUCAUCGGGUCAACGAGGCAAAGAAACAGCCCUGGACCUGGAAAAGUGGUUCCACUAUCUCACCUUCGACGUUUCUGGCGACCUCUCCUUCGGCGAGUCUUUUGGCUGUUUGAAGAACGGCAAGGCUCAUCCCUGGGUCGCCAUAGCGCAGGAUUUCGGAAAAGGCCUCGCACUCAUUGCUUCCAUCAACGCGUAUCCUCCUUUUGACAAGCUACUUCGCUACAUCAUUCCGAAACGAGUAAUUCAACGCAUGAAAGAUCAUCGUGAUAUAAGCGCAGCGAAAGCCCAGAAAAGACUCGCGCUUGAUACACAGAGACCAGACUUUGUGACACCGACGAAGAACCACAGUGAGAGCAAGGCUGCAAUUUCAGAUGCAGAAUGGGAGAUCAAUAUGGCAAUCUUAGUUUUCGCGGCGAGUGAGACGACGUCAAGCGCGUUGACGGCUGUCGUCAGAGAGCUGGUGCAGAGUGGGGGCGUUUUGCAUCGCCUGACACAGGAGAUCCGGAGCACAUUCAGCGCAGAAAAAGACAUCGUGAUUGCUAGUACAGGGGGGUUGCCGUAUCUGAAUGCAGUCAUCAACGAAGCACUGCGCCUCAGUCCACCAGUCAGUAUAAGCGUGCCCAGAACCGUGCCUCAGGGCGGCGACACAAUUUGCGGGCAAUGGGUGCCGGGUGGUACGUAUGUGGCUGUAAACCAGUUCCCUGCGAAUCGCCAAGCGUACAAUUUUCGACACCCCAACUCUUUCAUCCCGGAGCGCUUCCUCAAUCCCGAUCCGAAGACUGACAACAUGUCUGCAUUUCGCCCUUUCCUCGUGGGAAGGCAUAGCUGCAUCGGGAUGAAACUCGCGUAUGCAGAGAUGCGAGUCAUUCUCGCGAGGCUGCUGUGGGCUUUUGACAUAGCGCUAGAGGACGACGAGGAUCGCUGGGACUGGGGUACGCAGAAGAUUUUCGUGUUUUGGGAAAAGAAGCCUCUAAGGGUGGUCCUCCGCCGAGCCACCUGA
Messenger RNA from Dothidotthia symphoricarpi CBS 119687, 1542 nucleotides. RefSeq names its product cytochrome P450. The transcript has 4 exons. The record is from RefSeq and is a predicted model, not a curated record. Gene Ontology annotation, molecular function: oxidoreductase activity, acting on paired donors, with incorporation or reduction of molecular oxygen; iron ion binding; heme binding. The coding region runs from base 1 to 1542 and encodes 513 amino acids. Lineage: Eukaryota; Fungi; Ascomycota; Dothideomycetes; Pleosporales; Dothidotthiaceae.